This is a messenger RNA of Histoplasma mississippiense, 978 nucleotides long. Its product is annotated as deubiquitination-protection protein dph1. Gene Ontology annotation, biological process: ubiquitin-dependent protein catabolic process. NCBI's taxonomy places the organism in Eukaryota, Fungi, Ascomycota, Eurotiomycetes, Onygenales, Ajellomycetaceae. The record is from RefSeq and is a predicted model, not a curated record. Bases 1 to 978 code for a protein of 325 amino acids. Gene Ontology annotation, cellular component: cytosol. The transcript has 2 exons. Gene Ontology annotation, molecular function: polyubiquitin modification-dependent protein binding.
AUGGCGGAGGAUAGUUCUCCGGGGGAGCAAUCGCCCAUCACCUUCCACGUCAAAUCUUCAAAUGAUGUCAAAUACACUCUGACGCUGGAUCCGUCGACUACUAUAGCUGAUCUCAAAGCAAAAUUAGCUGGUUCGGACUAUGCAGAUGUUCCAGCAGAACGACAACGCUUGAUCUAUUCUGGUCGGGUGUUGAAAGAUGGUGAUACGCUAGCUACUCAUAAUGUUAAGGAUGGCCAUUCAAUUCACCUUGUCAAGAGUGCCAUUAGCAAUCAGCGCCCAGCUCCUCCAUCCCAGGGCUCCAGUACCACUGCGAGCGACCGCACUCGAACCCCGGGCCUCCCCAACGUACCAACCAACAUCGCGGCUGGAACGGGAAAUAAUCCACUAGCAGGACUCACAGGGGCAAGAUAUGCUGGAUUUGCGCAGUUGCCAGGCGCGGGUAUGUUUGGACCUGAUGGUGGUAUGGGGCCCCCUCCAGAUUCGGAAGAAAUUAUUAGAAUGCUCGAAAACCCGCAAUUUCAGUCUAGUAUGAAUGAAGCCUUACAAAACCCUCAACUUAUUGAUAUGAUGAUUCAACAAAAUCCGAUGCUGCUGGAAAUGGGGCCUGGGGUUCGCCAAAUGAUGCAGUCCCCAUUAUUCAGACGAAUGUUGACUGAUCCAAAUGUGAUCCGCCAAAUGACUCAAAUGCAAAGGGCUAUGGGUAUAGGCGGAGGUGGAGGAGCUGGCGGUGGCAGCGCAUUUCCCGCCCCAGGUGUAACAAACACAACCCCCGAGGAGAGCCGUGGUACUCAUGAUAACCAAAACCCAUCUGCUAAUACCGCCAACGAUACUGCAAAUAUGUUCAACUUGUUUGGUAUGCCAGGAGCCCAAGGUGGUGCUGGUGGUGGAAAUCCAUUCGCCGCUCUCUUUGGUGCCGCUACACCAUCUGGCGCAACUUUACCCACACAAGCACCUACAGGCGAUAAACAAUGCAGCUAA